Messenger RNA from Kuraishia capsulata CBS 1993, 1812 nucleotides. RefSeq lists its product as uncharacterized. Gene Ontology annotation, biological process: protein catabolic process; proteolysis. Gene Ontology annotation, molecular function: ATP hydrolysis activity; ATP binding. Bases 1 to 1812 code for a protein of 603 amino acids. The transcript has a single exon. Gene Ontology annotation, cellular component: mitochondrial matrix. The record is from RefSeq and is a predicted model, not a curated record. Lineage: Eukaryota; Fungi; Ascomycota; Pichiomycetes; Pichiales; Pichiaceae.
AUGAUAGUGGCCAAAAGUGCUUUUAGAGCCAAACCCGUGGCAUUGGCGUUGUUGCGAUACCCUCACGUUUCUGCGUCAUUUAUACGCCUUCAAAGGACAAUAGGAACUGCUCCUUCCGAUUCGGAUAAAACCGAGUCCGAAAUGAAAGAUCACAAGAAAGACGACGUAUUUAUUCCCCGUGUCUCUUUUAAAAGCAAAAGUGUACAAACUUCUGCUGCGCAUGAGGAUUUGAGCGAAAUUGCUGGUCCGGGCAAGUUCUCCAAGAAGCACGGAUUCUCAGAGACAAGCGAACACGGGAUUUUUCUGGUAGAUGACGACUCCACGGUUGAAUCAACGCUGCGAGCUGAUUUUGGUUUCAAUGCUGCAGACUACGAAGAGAAAUUGGUCAAGUUGCCUACCCCUCGCCAACUCAAAUCAUACUUGGAUAAGUACAUUGUUGGCCAGGACAGUUGCAAGAAGGUAAUGUCUGUUGCAGUGUAUAACCAUUACAUUCGGAUCAAUGACGCCACCAUUCGUGGAUUUGAGAAGAGGCAAGCUCUGAAAAAGGAAGCUGUUGAACAAUUGUUCAGGAACACGCACGGUAUCGAUACACCACUUUCCAUUGAUGUAGAGAAGCUAGAGAGCACCAGCGAUGUUCCAGAGCUGGAGAAGUCAAACGUGUUGUUACUGGGCCCUUCGGGAUCGGGCAAGACUCUAAUUGCCAAAACGCUUGCCAAGGUGUUGAAUGUUCCCAUUGUGAUCCAGGAUUGCACUUCGCUGACACAAUCGGGUUAUGUUGGAGACGACAUCGAGAGCUGUAUCGAGAAACUGCUGAUCAAAGCCAACUACGAUGUAGAUCUUUGCCAACAGGGCAUCAUUGUGCUUGAUGAAAUUGAUAAGCUUGCCAAACCGUCGGUGUACACGGGAACGAAGGACAUUGGGGGCGAAGGUGUUCAACAAGGAUUGUUGAAAUUAAUUGAGGGUACAAACAUUUCCGUCCAAGCUAAAAAACAAGCACCGAAGGAUGCGAAUUCAGCAGGUGGCAUGGAUAGGCCAACCGUGUCUGUUCGUUCUGGUGGAGAAACAUACACCGUCGAUACUUCUCAGAUUCUGUUCGUUUCCAUGGGCGCGUUUAUUGGCCUCGACGGGAUCGUUGCAUCCAGAUUAGCAAGUUCUGUGAUGGGUUUUGGCGUUGAGGACAACUCCGUGACAGCUGCUGAACAAGAGAGCGGCGACGCUGUUGAAUACGUGACAUUGCCCAAUGGAAAAAGAGUUUCCGCGUUGGAUGCCGUUUCCCCAACAGACCUGCAUACAUUUGGAUUGAUUCCAGAGCUGAUUGGCCGGAUCCCUAUUGUGUCUGCUCUGUCGCCAUUGACCACGCAGGACUUGGUCUCCAUUUUGACGGAACCUAAAAACUCGAUUAUUAAGCAGUACGAGUACUUCUUCUCCAGGUUCAAGGUGCGUUUGGCAAUCACACAUACUGCAAUCGAGCACAUUGCCAGACUGUCGCUGAAGAACGGAACCGGUGCAAGAGGUCUCAGAUCCGUAUUAGAGAAGAUCCUUCUUGCUGUAAACUACGAUUGUCCAGGCAGUGGUGUCUCGUUUGUACUUAUCGAUGAUGAGGUAAUCACCAGUUUCAACGAACCCAAUGAAGCAAGCAGCUCAAAGGAGCUCAAGGCGAAGUACUUCUCCAGGGGAGAGAUUUUCAAAUUUCUCAAUGAACUGGGAAACGAGGACCCUAUCUUGAAGAAACAGAUCGAGGAAGAGUACCAGAUUCCAAGCAGCGAUAAGGUAUCGGCGAGUCGGGGGAAAAAGAGAAAGGCGAGAGCUUGA